UAAACAAAGAAAUAAACAAAACACCAUUUUAGUUUCCCCUAAUUGAACCAGCAACCACACACAAUCAUUUUCCUCCAAUUCCUUCUUCACCAAUUGAAUGUCGUCGUCCAGACAACAAAGGGAGGACGACGACGAGGAGGAGGUCGGAAAGAAGGUGAGGACGACAGAUCCUACUCAGAUUGAUGGUAACUGCAACACCAUGGUAAAAGGACAACCGACUACGACUGCGGCGGCGACCGGUGGCCAGAAUAUUCCGAUAGGCAGCUGUAAUAAUAAUAAUAUUAAUAACAGCGGGAGUAGUCUGAACACGAUUACGCCAUGCGCAGCCUGCAAGCUGUUGAGGAGAAGAUGCGCCGAGGAAUGCCCUUUCUCGCCGUACUUUUCGCCGCACGAACCUCAUAAGUUCGCCGCUGUCCAUAAGGUCUUCGGCGCCAGUAACGUUUCCAAGAUGCUAAUGGAUGUUCCUGAGGCGCAGCGAGCCGACGCCGCGAACAGCUUGGUGUACGAAGCAAACGUUCGGCUAAGAGACCCAAUCUACGGCUGCAUGGGCGCGAUCUCGGCUCUGCAGCACCAAGUUCAAGUUCUCCAAGCCGAGCUGCACGCCGUCCGCGCCGAGAUCCUUCGCUUCAAGUACAGGGAAGCCGCCAAUUCCAUUAUGAACGCCGCCGCCUUUGCCACCGCCACCGCCACCGUUUCCGUGGCUGAGCUGCCGCAGGCUCCGCCCACUCCCACCACCUCUCCGCCGCCGCCUUCUGUGUUGGCUCCGUCGGCGGCUUCCGCUGACGUCUACAAUUCGAGCUCUAGCUACAGUAGCAUAACUAAUAAUAAUAAUAAUAGUAACGGUAGCCAUAGUAUUGGUUACUUUGAUGGAUGAUUAUUCGUUGGGUUUGGACUUCUGAUUCCAUGUGGUGGGCGCACUGAUCCAGUUUAGUCGUGGCGUGUUUUCAUUGGUGUAGAAGAGAGCUUCAGCUACUGUAUUAUUUGUAAGGACUAAAUCUUUGCUUAAUUGGCUGUUGCAAAUAACGGGGAUUUCGUUCUUACAAAGAGUCCUAAUUUGUUUUAAUUAUUUCCUAUAAAUAAAUUAUACUCCUUCAUUUUCAAUACAA
Messenger RNA from Andrographis paniculata, 1106 nucleotides. Its product is annotated as LOB domain-containing protein 15-like. Bases 98 to 874 code for a protein of 258 amino acids. Lineage: Eukaryota; Viridiplantae; Streptophyta; Magnoliopsida; Lamiales; Acanthaceae. The record is from RefSeq and is a predicted model, not a curated record. The transcript is spliced from 3 exons.